AUCAAUCCACAUUGUAGACAUAGUAGACAAAUGGGAAGACAAGGUUAAUGGUAUUUCAAUCAUGGAACGCGACAAUAAAAUUGUGUUGAACAAAGCCGGUGAAUUCAGCUUGAGUUGGGAUGGAAUUGGACGCGUCAAUAUUAAACUUGAUGACACUUACAAAGGUCACGUAUGUGGGCUGCUGGGAAAUGCAGAUGACAAUCCAGAUGAUGAUCUUAUGGAGUUAACAGCAGAUGGUUUGAAGUUGACAACGAAUACAGACGAAUUCGCAAAAAGCUGGGAAAUACCAGAUAGUUGUCCAUCUAAAUAAUAUACAAAACGACCGAUACAUGUGAUAGUUGUUACUGACAAUAACGUUGGGAUACUAGCCAAGACGAUGUUCUACUGGUUUGUUGGCGGCAUUUUUGCAUUGCUUAUUUAUUUCACUGCUCGUGCAUUGUAUAGUUAUGGAACAGACGUUAUUAUCGUCCGCACUCCUCGUUAUAAAUGCACAUGUCUAUUAAGGUUUGCUAUAUGCAUGUAUAGUAGCGAUUAUCAUUAUAGGUGUUUCUAUAUCAAUGAUCAAUAAAAAUGAAUUUGGG
Molecule: messenger RNA, 581 nt
Organism: Saccoglossus kowalevskii
Lineage: Eukaryota; Metazoa; Hemichordata; Enteropneusta; Harrimaniidae
Product: otogelin-like protein-like
Source: RefSeq, a predicted model, not a curated record